AGACAACAACAAGUGUGAGAGCCGAUCCACGAGUGGGAGCGAUGUCUGCUGAGCGUUAACCGAUCCCCGGGCGUGGCGCGUGCGUAAUUAGCUGAUUUGGAGCACCUUGUCGAACCUGUAGAGGAAGCUGGACUCGAGGUGGACCAGGUCGACUCACGGCGACAGAAAGGAGCUUCACGUGUCCUCGACCAGGGCGGGAAUAUAUCGACUAUAAUAGACUAAUCGAUAUAUUUACGAAGGACACGACUUGUCCCGAACCUUCACCUGACACCAUGUAUAGCAUGAUGGAGCAUGAGCUGAAGCCCACGGGCCAGCCCCCAACCCACCAGACCACCCAGGGCCUGUCUCCGGUCACUGGCAGCAUCACUGGCAGCAUGGGCGGCAACGGCAACUCUCACCCAGGCUCCAAGAGCGCGUGCCCUCCAGGGGCAGAUCCCAUGGACAAAGUGAAGCGGCCCAUGAACGCCUUCAUGGUGUGGUCCCGGGGCCAGAGGCGUAAGAUGGCACAGGAGAACCCCAAAAUGCACAACAGCGAGAUCAGUAAGCGGCUCGGUGCUGAGUGGAAACUGCUCACAGAUGCAGAGAAGAGGCCGUUCAUUGACGAGGCCAAGCGGCUGCGCGCUGUGCACAUGAAGGAGUACCCCGACUACAAGUACAAGCCACGUCGGAAGACCAAGCCGCUGCUCAAGAAGGACGCUCAGGUACCUGGGAAGUACCCGCUGUCUGCCGGGAACCUGCUGGCGGCCGCGGCGCAGGGUCAGGGAGGGAGUCCGAGGAUGGAGAGCUACGGCUGGGGUCACACCGGGGGGUACGCCGGCAUGCAGGGGGAGCUGGGAUACACACAGCAGCUGCACCGGUACGACCUGUCCGCCCUGCAGUACCCUCCCACCAUGACGGCAGCGCAGACCUACAUGAACGGAGCCAACUCAUACAGCCCGAUGUCGUACAGCAGCAGCCCCCAGCAGCCCAGCCCCGUCACCAUGUCCAUGGUUAAAGCAGAACCGGUUUCUCACUCGCCUCCCACUCCCACCCCAAACCACCACCGGGGCCCUCUGCAGGGGGACCUGAGGGACAUGAUCAGCAUGUACAUCCCUGGACCUGGCGGGGACGCCGGGGAUCCCUCUGCUGCACAGAGGGGGUACACCAGCGUGCAGCAGCACUACCUCACUGGGACCGUCCCCCUUACUCAUAUCUAAGACUCUAACAGGAAGAGGCGGGGCUAGAGGAGCUCAUAACGCACAGCUGGAUUGACGGAAGGUGGGCUCAGAUGUUAGGGGGCACAAAGGAGACUUUGGGGAGUCUAACAGCUCCAGGUGUUCCUGUAACGUCAUGAAUUAAUGUUUGACAUCUUUAAAAACCGCCACGUUUACAGAGCUGAGGCGCCGCCCCCUUCGCCAUCCUGCAGACUUCUCUACAUGAAGGACGGCGCUGAAAACUCGUCUUUCUGUAUAUAGUAGUACUUUUUGUUUUCAUAUUUUAGAGAUUAUCCAUAUUAAGUCAAAGACUCAUUAAGUCCACCUCAGAUACUCGACACACCGCUCUGAGGAGCCAGUCUGAGCCUGGUGGAACCAGACGGAGACGGUCUGCAGUCUGACGUUUCGGUCUCUGAGGAAAAGCACAAGUAAAAUUGAACAUUUGGUGCCUUGGCUUUGGCUCAGUCGUCUGUAUUUUUCCAUUUUUCCUGCUGGACAAGAUGCCAGUCGGACAAUCAGCUGCAUCCAUCAGGCGCUGACAGAACUCACGGCCUCUUUUAUUCACUAUUAGUAGUUUUAGAUUCGACCUUUGUUGUACAUGUUUUGCUUUUUGGAUUUUAAUAUCAUUUCAGACGAGAUCCAGGAAGUCUUCCACACGGUAACCACUUCUGUUUUAACGUCUGUUUGUUUGUCGCCAGUAAACAGGAAGUUAACACAUCAAAUCUCCAUCCUUUUUAACCUUUUAAAACUAACUUUACAUGCUGGAAAUCACAAAAUUGACCCUUAAGCCGUAUCUUAGGUUUCUGUCGGUGUUAGACAAAUUUUCCUCAAACUCACAUUUUAACCAUAACGAAGAAAACAAAAUUCAGGUCAAUAUUUCACCCAAGAAUGGCUGAGGAGAGUUUGUCUAACAGGAAGUAGCCUAGCAAUGGUUACCAAGAGAAGGGGCUCUCUGACUGGUGGGUUAGUGGUCCAAUCAGAGGGCUAACAAAAAGGGUCAGUUCUGUAGUUCUUUACGGAUCUGUUGUUGAUCUGGUUUUAGUGCUGCUAUGGACCUACAAACACUGAAUAAUGAACCUCUACAGACUUACUCUAAAUGGAGGAUUCUAGUAUUUCAAACCUGGGCCCUUCUUUUAACAUCUGAUGCUGCUGAAGUUUUGAUAACUUUUGGAUUCACUCAAGUUGAUCACUUCAUUUUGCACAGGUGGUAAUGGCUGCAAUUUUAUUUAAACCCAUCCACGGCAAUUCUUGUUUCUAUAAACCUGACAUGUCAACAUUUUGGGGGGAGGGGGGUCUAAAUGAUGAAAGGAGACCAAAAGUUCCUGUAUUUCUCCUACAGAUUAAUAAAGUUGCAGCCAUUUCUGCCCAUUUCACUGCUGCAGGAUGAACUGAAGUCAACCAGUCUGAGUUCUUGUUUCCAUAAAUCUAUGAUUCUUCUGGUCAAAUUCACAAGUAAUGGUGACCAAAGGUUUUGCAAUGUCCUUUGAUACUUUCCUGAUCCUACAGCAGUGACACAGGCCGUAAUGGCUGCAAUGCAAACAGUAGUGUAUUCACAGAAGUGUCUUUUUCCAUCCAUCUAACAUAUUGUCAUACUUUGGGGUCAUAAUGACAGAUAAGUAUUGAAACAUUUUAGUUUGUUAGAUUUCAUCAGCAGCAGCCCUGCAGUAGCUGCAAAGCUAAUCGAGUCUUCCCACUUAAGCUCUUGUUUCCACAAACCUGACAGAUUUUGUGGUAUGAAAACAGAUGGAUAUCAAAAAUUUUGCAACAUUUCCGUUAGAUGUCUUCAUCUUGUGGCAGUAAAACAGGCUUCAUUGGCUGCAACAUCAUUAGAAUCCGACCAAUAAAGUUCUUAUUUUUGUAAACCCCACAUGUCGUCAUAUUUUCAGGUCUAAAUGACUGAAUUUUUUUUGGAUAUCUCUGGUAAAUUUCUUCAGCCUGCAGCCCUGAAAUUGGUUGUAAUGGCUCUAGUAAGAUCAGAGUCCAUCUGGUCAAGUUGUUUCAAAACCCUGAUCUAUCAACUUUUAUGGGUCUAAAGGACAUAGAAUAGAGAACCAAAUGUUUCUGAAUGACUAGGUUACCUCAUUUUAUAAACAGGCGAUAAUUGGUACAGUGCCUACUAAGUCUUCUCAUUCAAGAUUUUGUACUCAUAGUCCCUGUAUUUUUAUUUAUUUUGGGAUCCAAAUAAGAAAAGGGUACUAAAUAUUUAAGAUUGGACCUAGGCGAUAUUUUCAGUCGGCAGCAGUAUAACAGGCUGAAACAGCAGUGAAGCGAAUCCACAGAAGUUAUUGUUUUACAGGCUUGCAUAUGAACUUAAAAACAUUUUUCAGUGCUCAGACGUUGGAAUUCCCUAACAGCCAUUAUAGCCUUUCCACUGCUGCAGGAUCAGCUGAUCUGCUGGUGUAAUCCAGAAGCAUCUCUUCAUCAUUUAGACCCCAAACUAUCUGAUAGGCCCCAGGUUUGAAAACCCAGAGUUCUCUUUUAACCUCCUUUUUGAAGCAUUUGUACUAACCAAACAUGCACUGCACAGUCUUAUUUUGAAAAAGGGAGUAUUUUUUUAUUUUAAAGUAACGUGUGAAUGUUUACAUGAACUAAACUUUUCUACUGACUUUUGUAUCUCUAUUUUUAGAUGAAUUGUUGGAUGUAAAUGCUGCCGUGUACUAGAGUUACUGUAUGUAGCCUCCAUGUAAAUAAUGUACACAGUUUCAGGCUCUUAUACUAAGAGUCUCUUUUUUUGAUUAAAAAAAUCUUUGUUAUGGUAUCAUGACAAUAUUAAUAAAAAGUACAAAUCCUUUUUCAUUA
Messenger RNA from Cheilinus undulatus (humphead wrasse), 3992 nucleotides. It is a transcript of the gene sox19b, whose product is annotated as SRY-box transcription factor 19b. Gene Ontology annotation, molecular function: DNA-binding transcription factor activity, RNA polymerase II-specific; RNA polymerase II cis-regulatory region sequence-specific DNA binding. The transcript is spliced from 3 exons. Bases 273 to 1196 code for a protein of 307 amino acids. The record is from RefSeq and is a predicted model, not a curated record. NCBI's taxonomy places the organism in Eukaryota, Metazoa, Chordata, Actinopteri, Labriformes, Labridae. Gene Ontology annotation, biological process: regulation of DNA-templated transcription; cell differentiation; anatomical structure morphogenesis.